CAACUUUUCCCAGUGAUCUUACGGCGACCUGCAGCACAAGGCCAUUGUGAGAACUCACAUCUACUCACCAGAAGAAACAGUAGGAAAUUCCUCGGGAACAACACAGAAACUUCUAAACCACCUACAAGAUGGAUACCUUCCUGAGACUUACCGCUGUUCUUUCAGUUUUGCUGUGUGCGGCUUUUGUUUCCACAACAGUAGUUGACAGUGCACAGACAAAUGAUGAACUCAGCAGACGCUCACUAGCUGACCUUCUGGCCAGCUCCUCGUCCGCCCUCAUCCCGGGUCUGGUACUGUUGGCUCCCGCCAGCACCAUCGUCGAAAUCAUCACUGAGCUGAACGAGACGAUCCAGCACAAAGUACUGAGCGCUCUGUCAGGCUCCCAGAUCCUGCAUUUGGUCCACAGGCUGUCAUCUCAUCAGCGCGAUGAGCUCAUCAGUCACCUGGAGGUCAGCGUCAUCACCGGUGUCGUCCUCCCAUCUCUCAAUGAGAACCAGCUGGCCCGUCUCAUGGAAGCCCUCCUGCCCGAGACCCUUGUGACCUUGACCACGAGGCUGACCCCGCAGCAGGUGCUGGACACCAUCAAGAGGCUGACAGCCCACGAUCUCGUCUCCGUCCUCAAUCUCCUCACUGAUGCUCAAGUGACCGACAUCUUGACUCGACUGCCGCGCGAAGGCGUCCAGGCUCUGGCCACCACCACCGGUGACGCUCGUCUGACUCGACUGGUGGCUGCCCUCCCUGAAGCAUAAGAUG
This is a messenger RNA of Pomacea canaliculata, 753 nucleotides long. RefSeq lists its product as uncharacterized. NCBI's taxonomy places the organism in Eukaryota, Metazoa, Mollusca, Gastropoda, Architaenioglossa, Ampullariidae. The transcript has 3 exons. The record is from RefSeq and is a predicted model, not a curated record. Bases 129 to 749 code for a protein of 206 amino acids.